AUGCAGAAGAGAAAGAAAAUGAAGAGCAAGGAAGAAGUUGACAACGAGAAGAGGAAGAACCAGAAGCGGUCGAGGAUGAUGAGGAUUUCGAAGGAGAUGCAGAGGAAGCUAUCCAAAAAGGAGAAAGAAGAGGAAAUGCCCGAUAAGCUUCAAUAUUUUGUUGAUUGUUUUUGA
Molecule: messenger RNA, 174 nt
Organism: Caenorhabditis briggsae
Lineage: Eukaryota; Metazoa; Nematoda; Chromadorea; Rhabditida; Rhabditidae
Exons: 2
Coding region: 1-174 (57 amino acids)
Source: RefSeq, a predicted model, not a curated record